UACAUAACUGAUAAAUUUUCUAAGAAUUUAGCAGUAUAUGCAUAUUGCAAAUUUUAGCGAGCCUCGUGGCCGCUUGGCAGUUGGCAAUGCAGUGUGUGCAUAGGUUGACACCGUCUGCACAGCACUGCGUUCCCUAGGACUGCGAGGUUGAUUGAGGUUUUAUUGUGCACUAUAUUCCAGGUUUACAAGCAGGAACCCAUCAUAACUUGAAGCUCGAUCGUGCGUUACUGGCCAUGCAAAUAACAUGAAGCGAGCUCAGACUAAGAGAACAACAGAGAACGUUAUCGGCUUAUUUAUAAGAAAGAGCAUGCAUAAACAGCAUGUCACUUACACGAGAAGCACAGUUAUAACAGACACUACCUAUCAAGUGUACUCCCGUGUCCUGUAGGAGGCUCUCUCAGCCAUGAGUGUAUUCAAUGCUCUUGUGAGCCCAACAUUGGGUAUUCUCGAGAUAGCUGGUGCUGCAUCUGGUGUCCCGUAUGCCCAAGGGGCUGGGAUGGCACUCCAGGCUAUCAACACCGCUUGCAAUCAAGUGGCCAUGCACAAGCGCAAGUCUGCCCAACUUGCUCACAGAUGCACAUCGCUGCUGAACCUGAUCAGUGAACACGCAGCUGGACCCGCUUGCGAUGAGAUGCGACCCUCGUUAGAAGACGCUGAAUUUGUUCUAUAUGCUGUACGAGACCGCAUACAGAAGUGGUCGCGAUAUAGCAAAGUGAGAAGUUUCUUCAAGAGCUCGCAAAUAGAAAACGACCUGGACAGGUGCCAGAACGAUGUGAAUGCAGCCAUGGAGCGCCUGCAUGUUAAGAAUCCCCUAUCAGUCAUGAUCAUGCAGAAGAAGUCUAUGGACAUCAUGAAAAUGAAUCAUGAUCGCAUCGAGGAAAGGCUGGCGCAGCUCAUCAUAUCCCCGCAGCAGGUUUGGGACGCUGUUCAACGGCAUCACGCUGGCGGUCAGGAUGCCCUUGAUCUCAUGAGGACCGGCCAGGAGCGUUUGAUACAACUACAUUUACAAUCACCGCCUGAAAUCUCCCAGUCGCCGAACCGGAUGUUUGAGGGACCGAUGUUUGAAUCUCCACCACCCUCGCGUUCUUCCUCGCUGGAGGUGACGGUGCAAACUCAGAUUCAAAGUGCUCUGACAGAUUUACGACGCCUAACAAACAUAUCUCCGACUCUCAAAGUCUUGAACAAUCAAGUGAAAAAGGUCAGUGGCUCGGCUCCAAUAUGCUCUGGAACGUACAGCGAUAUCUGGCUAGGAGAGUUUCUAGGAGAGAAGGUGGCACUUAAAACCUUGCGCAGUAUCACCGACCCUACAAAAGCCAGAAGGAUGACGAAGCGCUAUGAGCACGAAAUAAAUGUUUGGGCAAAGCUCAAACACGACAACAUUCUGACGAUAUAUGGUGUCAUCACUAACUUUGGACCUGUUCACAUCGUGUCGACGUGGCAAGAAAAUGGCAGUGUCCUAGAAUAUCGCAUCAAGAACCCUGAGAUCAACCCCCUUACUUUGCUCACACAAGCGGCGAGGGGCAUCGAGUAUCUUCAUGGAAGCAACAUUGUUCAUGGAAAUCUGAAAUGUAAUAAUAUGCUGGUCUCCUCCGAAGGUGUAGUAUGCAUUGGCGACUUUGGGCAUACUCAGGUCCUAGACGAAGUGCUCGGGAGGGACGCAUUCACCGCUUAUACUGGAUCCUCCAACGUGCGCUGGAACGCCCCAGAACUCUUGAGUGGUGACGAUGUCAAGCCCACGAAAGCCAGUGACGUCUUCGCGUUCGGAAUGUCUAUCCUGGAGCUUGUUACCAAGCAGGCACCCUAUUCGCACAGAAAACGUGAUCUCGCUGUUGUCAUGGAUAUCAACGACGGUCGUUUACCUCUUCGCCCAACCGAGCCGGCAGAUGUCUCGCUGUUGCUGCAUGAUCAACUAUGGGAAGUUUUGAAUAGAUGUUGGUAUUAUGAAGCUCAAGAGCGGAUGAGCAUCGAAGACGUCACGAUCCGUCUUGAGGAAUCGUUGGAAUUGGCAAACGGAAGAGGCGGUGCUGAAAUUGUUCGAUGAGAUGUUGUCCUCUCCCAAAUAGCUUUGGACGUCGCAUGUCACAAUCUAUAUACAUAUGUGAUAUUGUACGCAUUAUUUAAAACGAUCUUAAAGAGAUCUGCGGCUUGACGUUCUGUACCGUGGCCGCUGUACCUUCUACAGCCUUCCGGAUUGACAUCUCGAGUACUUCCCGCACAGAGG
Messenger RNA from Suillus paluster, 2221 nucleotides. RefSeq names its product kinase-like domain-containing protein. The record is from RefSeq and is a predicted model, not a curated record. Gene Ontology annotation, molecular function: protein kinase activity; ATP binding. Gene Ontology annotation, biological process: cell surface receptor signaling pathway; protein phosphorylation. NCBI's taxonomy places the organism in Eukaryota, Fungi, Basidiomycota, Agaricomycetes, Boletales, Suillaceae. The coding region runs from base 404 to 2041 and encodes 545 amino acids. The transcript has 15 exons.